UCUUCCGCCACGCCCUCCUGCCUAGUGAGUUCCCAAAGCGCCGUACAACGCGGUCUCCUCUCAGCCUACAUCUCUUCAGCUGUCACGGGGGAUGGUUCACAGUCGCCAAGAGUCAUCUACCUCGAUGGACCCCAGUUCGUUUGGUACCGCCAACUUCAGGUAUGCUCUCAACGCGACUCUGCGUGGAUUGCGGAUUUUUCUUUUCAUCCUCACCUCAACAUGGGCUGCCACUCAUGGGACUAUCGCAUAUACGGAUCUGAUCGCGAUAAACCCGUUCAGUUGCAAAGAACGAUGUUGACUAAUCAUGCACUGCCCUACACGGAGACAACCUCGUCUUCCGUUGCCAAGUCAGAAGGAGGCAGCUCCCUCACAGAGAUCAAACCAAAUCGCAGGUCUCUAACGGCCUCCAGCCAGCGCAGUCAGACGAUACAUCGCAAACGGGCGCUCUGGUUAGCCCUGAGAAACCAAAAUCAACAUCUCACCCAUCUCCCGGAACAGUUGACACGACACGAACAGGCGGAGGGCACAAUCUUUGCCCUGGGAGUGGUCGGCCCCGUUGCGGAU
Molecule: messenger RNA, 564 nt
Organism: Dibothriocephalus latus
Lineage: Eukaryota; Metazoa; Platyhelminthes; Cestoda; Diphyllobothriidea; Diphyllobothriidae
Source: the annotation of a GenBank genome assembly